GUCAGUUUCCGCCGGUGGAAACAGCCGUCGGACCCGGUGUGGGAAGCGGCUUCUGUACUUGUUGCCACGUCGGAGUAGUUGAUGAACCUGGUUCAUUCAUUUAGAAAGAAAAUAAGGAACUAUUAUCUGGAUUGUUUUCUACUUUAGCCUCAACCAUGGUUUCCGUUAUCAACACGGUGGACACCUCCCAUGAGGACAUGAUCCACGAUGCCCAGAUGGAUUACUACGGUACUCGACUCGCCACCUGCUCCUCUGACCGCACCGUAAAGAUCUUUGAUGUCAGAAACGGAGGGCAGAUCCUGGUAGCAGACCUCAGAGGCCAUGAGGGUCCGGUGUGGCAAGUGGCGUGGGCUCACCCGAUGUUCGGCAACAUUCUGGCUUCGUGUUCCUACGACCGUAAAGUCAUCAUCUGGAAGGAGGAGAAUGGAUCCUGGGACAAGAUGCACGAAUACUGCGGACAUGAGUCGUCAGUGAACUCAGUCUGCUGGGGUCCCUAUGACUUUGGUCUGAUCCUGGCCUGCGGCAGCUCUGAUGGAGCCAUUUCUCUUCUCACUUUCACUGGAGAUCAACAGUGGGACGUUAAGAAGAUCAGCAACGCACACACUAUCGGCUGUAACGCAGUGAGUUGGGCUCCUGCUGUCGUUCCCGGCAGCCUCAUCGAUCAGCCGUCGGGUCAGAAACCAAACUACGUCAAACGCUUCGUCUCCGGCGGCUGCGACAACCUGGUCAAACUCUGGAAAGAGGAGGACGGUCAGUGGAAGGAGGACCAGAAGCUGGAGGCUCACAGUGAUUGGGUGAGAGACGUCGGCUGGGCUCCUUCUAUUGGUCUCCCCACCAGCACCAUCGCCAGCUGCUCUCAGGACGGACGUGUGUUCAUCUGGACGUGUGACGACCCCGCAGGAAACACCUGGACGGCCAAACUGCUGCACAAGUUCAAUGAUGUUGUUUGGCACGUGAGCUGGUCCAUCACUGGGAAUAUACUGGCUGUUUCUGGAGGAGACAACAAGGUGACACUGUGGAAGGAGUCGAUGGACGGUCAGUGGGCGUGCAUCAGUGACGUCAGCAAGGGCCAGGGCGCCGUUUCCACCAUCACAGACACGCAGCAGAACGAGCAGUGACACACACAUACAUAGAUAUAACAAUGACCCCUGAAUCUGCAAGGAUGACCCCACUCUUUAGAGAUGAAUUAAGCGUUAAUAAACAUGCUGGACAUUUCAGCAAACUAAAUAUUGUCCACGCCCAAUGAGCUACUUUUGAAAUGUUUUGGUAAUGACAUUAUUCGUCACACAUUCAGAGUUCAGCUGUGCAGUUUUUUGGGGGGAUAAAUGUUCCCAAAGAAAUAUGGAAACCUUCAAAAGUGAAAGAUGAAGAAUUUCUGCAAAUGCAAAGAUGACUGAUAAUAACCGUAACAUAUUUGAUCAGAUGCACUCCACCGUUUAGAGUUCCCACAUGUACAUAAAUACUUUACGCCUCCUCCGCCCUCCAUCUGAAACAUUCCACCUCCAACCAGCGGAGAACAAACUCUACCACCACCUGAAAUGAUCCCAGCAUCCUGCGGGAGCAGCAGGAAAUCCCUCAUCCGCAACUAUAAAACUGGUUCCUUCAUUAUAUCUCAUGUAUUUGGUGCAAAAACAAAUCAGAAAGAGAAACGAUCUGACUCUGAGACACUCGUCCUCAACUUCAGCUGAUAAAUUUAAUAAAAAAACAAGUACAUAAGUGAUUUAUCUAGUGACCUGUUGAAGAGAGGCUGGUUGUGACCGGUGUUUAAAUCCAGAACCUGCCUUAAUUAAUCAGCUGCUACAUUUCUACAACAGCCUGAUUAAAAUGAAGGAGGCAAACCUGUAAACAUUUUUUGAAUGUUUUCUUUCAGUUGUGAGAUCAGAAAACCAUGGAUGUGUUUUUCAUAUUUGAUGUAAUUAAAUAACUAUAAUGUUAAAAGAAUGUCCUUUUGUUUUUUCAUCGAGCUGUUUUGGUUCUCUGAAGCAGUUUGAGGAUUAAUUUGUUGAUCCUGAGCAGUCAGAUCCUGUUUCUGUGUCUUCAGGACACCAGCAGCAGGUCUGUUGAUUCCAACAGGAGAAAUGAAAGUCAGCUCACAUUAUGAUCAAGUCUUUAGUCCCAGAGAUGAUCUGAUAUUAUCCAACACAGGACACACGUCUUCUGAACAUUCUGACACAAUAAAGGCA
Centropristis striata (black sea bass) is the source of this 2183-nucleotide messenger RNA. RefSeq names its product SEC13 homolog, nuclear pore and COPII coat complex component (gene sec13). Gene Ontology annotation, biological process: positive regulation of TOR signaling; COPII-coated vesicle budding; protein import into nucleus. Gene Ontology annotation, molecular function: protein binding; structural molecule activity. The record is from RefSeq and is a predicted model, not a curated record. Bases 156 to 1118 code for a protein of 320 amino acids. Gene Ontology annotation, cellular component: nuclear pore outer ring; COPII vesicle coat. NCBI's taxonomy places the organism in Eukaryota, Metazoa, Chordata, Actinopteri, Perciformes, Serranidae. The transcript has 9 exons.